This is a messenger RNA of Lathyrus sativus (Indian pea), 1650 nucleotides long. Lineage: Eukaryota; Viridiplantae; Streptophyta; Magnoliopsida; Fabales; Fabaceae. The record is from the annotation of a GenBank genome assembly.
AUGACUUGUGUUUAUUUUUUCUCUUUAAUACCGUUAUUACCCUCCAAAUUUCCCAAUUCCUACACCUCCAACCUACGCCCCACACCGAUCGUUUCUCGUUCAUCGCAAUACCGCCGGAGAACGCAUCGGAAAAUGCCGGGAACUGAAUUGUCCGGCACCGUUCCGAGGUCGGCAUCAGCUUUCCGACUCAACAUCGAUGAAAACGACUCAUUAUUAGGUUCUCGUACCGGUGCAGGAAAAGGCGAUACAUUAACAACUGAGACAGAUGUCGAGGCUUCCUCCACUAGUAAAACUGUUCUUCGGAAGAACAGAUACAGUACAUUGUUUGGGAUUGAUCUAUCUCCAGAUACUGCUGCCGUUGCAAUGGUAUACUUUGUUCAAGGUGUUUUAGGACUUGCAAGGUUGGCUGUCAGCUUUUAUUUAAAGGAUGGUUUGCAUCUGGAUCCUGCAGAGGCAGCUGUGAUUUCUGGUAUUUCUGCAUUUCCAUGGCUUGUCAAACCUCUGUAUGGUUUUAUUAGCGAUUCUAUCCCCCUUUUUGGUUACCGGAGAAGGUCAUACCUAGUUUUAUCAGGGCUACUUGGUGCACUCUCAUGGAGUCUGAUGGCUACUUCUGUUGACAACAAAUAUAGUGCUGCUAUUUGCAUACUUCUCGGAUCUCUUUCUGUUGCUUUCUCAGAUGUUGUUGUAGAUUCAAUGGUUGUGGAAAGGGCGCGUGGUGAGUCACAAAGCACUUCGGGAUCUCUUCAGUCUUUAUGUUGGGGUUCUUCAGCUUUUGGUGGAAUUGUGAGCUCCUACUUCAGUGGGUCUUUGCUGGAGGCAUACGGAGCAAGGUUUGUUUUUGGUGUCACAGCAUUGCUUCCAUUGUUAACAUCUGCAGUUGCUGUUCUUGUAAAAGAACAACCAACGCUUGGUACAGCAAGAGGGCAGGCUUUUUCAUUUGCCCAGCCCGAGUUUUUGGAAAGUUCAAAACAGAGCAUUAUUCAGCUGUGGGUUUCUGUACGACAACCCAGUAUUUUUCUUCCCACGUUAUUUAUUUUCUUGUGGCAAGCAACCCCGCAGUCCGACUCUGCUAUGUUCUACUUUAACACAAAUUCUCUUGGUUUUACCCCCGAGUUUUUAGGUCGUGUCAAGCUCGUUACCUCGAUUGCAUCUCUGCUUGGUGUUGGACUUUAUAAUGGAUUUCUGAAGAAUGUUCCUCUGCGUAAAAUAUUUCUCUGGACUACUAUUUUUGGUUCCGCUCUUGGAAUGACUCAGGUUUUCCUUGUUACUGGACUAAAUCGGAAGUUUGGAAUAAGCGAUGAGUGGUUCGCAAUUGGUGAUUCAUUAAUUCUCACGGUUUUGAGUCAGGCUUCUUUCAUGCCUGUUCUUGUGUUAGCAGCAAGAUUAUGUCCGGAGGGGAUGGAAGCAACUCUUUUCGCAACUCUCAUGUCUGUAUCUAAUGGAGGGAGUGUUCUUGGGGGACUGAUAGGUGCAGGCCUGACUCAAGUAUUUGGAAUUACUAAGGACAAAUUUGAUAACUUGGCAGCUUUGAUAAUCCUCUGCAAUCUUAGCUCGUUAUUGCCUCUGCCACUUCUUGGUCUUCUUCCCGGCGACAACCCUGAUGAUAACCUGAAGGACGACGAUUCUGAAAUUGAAAUGAAGUGUAAUUGA